GGCUCCUCCUUCGGGCAGCUGACGACGAUCCUGCUGUGAGAAGAAGAAAACGAAGCGCGAAACAUGUCCGGGCGUGACUCCGGAUUGCAAGACCCCGAGGCCGCCUCGGGUUUCUCCGACCUGAGCGACUCCGAGUUGUUGCAGAUAGAAGAGCCGAAGAUCGGGGAACCCCAACUCCUAAGUGGUCCCAGGCCUCAGCAUGUUGAUUCUCGGACAGCUAAUGUGGAAGAAAGGAAGAAGAGGACAGCAAAGAGAAAGAGAAUGAGGAGAACGCCUCUCGAAGCUUUCCACCUGCGCUAUCUCUGCGUCACAGAUCUCUCUGCUCAAGUAUGGUGUGAGCAACAGGCAGUUUAUCACAAAGAAAAGCCAAGUGUGCAAUUGCCAGAGAAGACAACAAUUGUCUUAAAUACAGGAAAGUCCAUCCAUCUUGCCAGAGAACUGCAAGACCAUAACCUGGUGCCCAUCAAGACUAGGAGCCGAGAAGACGGAUGGGCCAUCAAGAUGAUUAACAUCCUCCUGACCAUAACUAAUCUACGAAAAGGUCAGCGUGUGCGGGAAUGUCCGGUCUUUGGCGUUAUAGAAGGCGUUUUCGUGUUUGGGAUUAUUGACCAGCUAAAUUAUACGGCUAAAGGGGAAUUGCAACUGAAUGAGUUGAAGACAAGGGAAAGCGCUUACAUGCCUGUACCUGCGCAGAAGAAGAGGGACCGUUUCCAGGUCUCUUUAUAUAAACAUCUCUUUGAUGCGAUGGUGCAAGGAUGCUUAACCCAAGAUAUCUUCAUACAUCACCUUCAUCUGAAGCCCAAACAGUCGCUUGGCCAGGAGAUCCAAGAACAUGCUCAAAAAGCUGGAUUCAUGGUACAGUGCUUCGAAGACCUCCUGGAGCUGGUGCUCCUCAACUUGACCCACUCAGACAUUCCAGCCAUCGACAGCCUUCAAAUUGAGUACAUUCAUCAGAAGACCAACACGUUGCUGGGCACAGAAGUCAUCACCUAUAACCACGAUGAAUUGAUGUCCAUGUCCCAUUAUUUCUUAGCCUAUUGGAAAGGCCAAAGGGAUCCCAAUGGAGUGGACAUUGAAGACACUUGGAAAUGCUCCUAUUGCGUCUUUGCUGACGUCUGUGAUUGGCGCCGGCAGAGAGCGGACAGCCUAAUCCAAAAGGGCAGGGAGAAGACAACCUGAGCGAGAGCCAAGCCUACCCUAGCCAACUCCCUGCUCCGCCCUUCUGCCAUUCUUCCAACAGUACCCGGGCUUGCUAAAGAUGGUAGAAGCUGUAGCCCAUUGUGUUUUCAACAAGACUUCCUUAGGUCUGUGAAUUUAUUGGAUUGGCCCAACUCCUCCUUGCUCAGGAGCCAAAUGACUGUAGUUUCACUGUUUUUCUCUGUCUUUCUGUCACAAAGCUCAAUAUUCUGAAUGUGAACUUGACACCAAGGUAUGGGUAUUGAUGGGUGGGUGUGCAAAUGUGUGCAUAUUUGAAAAUAUUCCCAGGUCAAAAUAUUUUAUUGUGAUAAAUUUGCAUAGUAUUUUUCUCUUAACCUGGACAGCCAUAAACUGGACUACUACAGUAGUGGCCCAAAUUGUGGAAACCUUUUGGGAAAAGUGUAUUUUUGAAAUCUGAUGGCGAACAACACUGCUUUUUGGGGGGAGUUUCAAGAUAAUCCUAUUCUACUGCUGGAAUGGCCUGGGAAUAGCUCAGAUCUUAACCCAAUUGAAAAUCUAUGGAGCAGCCGACUAAAGAAACUUGUUAGUCAGUCGCGACACAGCAAUAAAACCCAGUUAAUAGAAGCAAUCAUUCAAUCUUGGUUUCACAUUAUAACAGCUGCAGAACUAAAAGACUUGGUUCACUCCAUGGGAAGACAUUGUAAGGCCGUAAUUCAUGCUGAAGGUUACCCAACUAAGUAUUAACUCACAUGGUGAUAAUUUUUGUACUGUAUAUCUCGUUUUUUCUAUGGUGAUAAUUUUUGUGUAUCUCAUUUUUUCUACGUGUUUCACUUUUCUUCUUUAUACUAUAACUGCUAUUCUAAUAGCAAAUCCUUCAUAAAAGUUAUUGCAUUACAUUCUUGAUUAAUUAUCUUUUCAUUGAUAUAUAAUUUUAUGAUACUACUCCCCAAAAAAGUGGUGUUAUUAGCUAGUUUUAGAAAAUACACUUUUCCCAAAAGGUUUCCACAAUUAUUGCCACUACUGUAUACUAAUCCAACGCAUCUAGACAGGUUCAGCAUCCUCUGGUUCUCACCCAAAGGCAAUCUAGGACAGUGGUCCCCAAUCUUUUGGGCACCAGGUACCAGUUCCACGGAGAAUGGUUUUUCUGUAGACCGGAGGGUGUGUGAAUUCAUGUGCUGCCUGCAUCCUGCAGAUGGGGCUUCGCUUGUUUGCAUGGCCCAGUUUCUGGCAUGCCAUGGUCUAGUGCUGGUCCAUGGACCGGGGGUUGGACACUCCAGGUUUAGGGGAUGCACCUUCUCUCUUAGCCCUGCCCUCUGGAACAGCAUCUCUCUCCCUCCAUCAAGACCUGUGUGAAAUGGAGAUUUUGUUAUACUUUAAACUAUUCCUCCAUCAUAAAUUUCUUCUACAGGUAGCCUUCGAUUUAUCACCACAAUUGAGCCCAAAAUUGUUAACUUGAGUUUUGCCUCAUUUUAUGAUCUUUCUUGCCACAGUUGCUAAGUGAACCACUAGAGUUGUUAACUUAGUAACACGGUUAUUAAGUGAAUCUGGCCUCCCCAUUGACUUUGCUCGUCAGAAGAUCUAAAAAGGAGAUCACAUGACCCCAGGACUCUGCAACCAUCAUAAAUAUGAGUCAGUUGCCAAGCCUCUGAAAUUUUUUUUUCAUAUUUUAUUUAUAUAACACUCAAUUUUCAUCAAACAGUGUGUAUUCUGGGUACAAUUAUAUUUUGAUAUAAUUUUAUACAUUUUCAUUAUAUUUAUAGUCAACCUCAUAUUAAUAAUAUAAUAACAUUAUGAUAUAAUAACCUUAAUACUUACCAUUUAACAUUAUCUCCUUUAACGAUGCUCCUCUGUCCCAUUUCAUUUCUAACUUCUAUUUCUAUUCCAUUGAUAAAAUGUUGUUGUUAGUUACGAAGUCAUGUCCGACCCAUUGUGACCCUAUGGACAACGUUCCUCCAGGCCUUCCUGUCCUCUACCAUCCUCCGGAGACCUUUAAGCUCAUGCCUACCCUUGAAAAGUGUUCGGAGACUACAGUUGAUCCAGAAUGCAGCUGCGCAAACUGUCGUGGGUGCACCUAGAUACACCCACAUUUCACCAAUUCUCCGCGAGCUGCACUGGCUCCCUAUUGGUCUCUGGUCACAAUUCAAGGUGUUGGUUAUUACCUUUAAAGCCCUACAUGGCUCAGGGCCAGGUUAUCUUCGAGACCGCCUUCUGCCGCAUAGCUCCCAGUGACCAGUAAGAUCCCACAGAGUUGGUCUCCUCCAGGUCCCGUCAGCUAAACAAUGUCGGCUGGCGGGCCCGCGGGGGAGGGCCUUCUCUGUGGCUGCCCCAGCUCUCUGGAACCAGUUACCUCCUGAGGUCCGGACCAUCCCCACCCUAUUGGUCUUCUGAAAAGCGGUGAAGACCUGGCUUUUCCGGCAGGCCUAGGGCCGUUGAUCUCGCUCUUGUGAUCUGGCGAGAUCCGGCCAUGUAUGGUGUGAAUGAGUUUUUAAUGUUUUUAAUGUUUUUUAAUUUUUCAAUAUCUUUUUAUAAUGAUUUUUUAAAUGUAUUGUGAGCUGCCCUGAGUCUUCGGAGAAGGGCAGCAUAUAAAUUUAAUUAAUUAAAUUAAUUCAGUGACUCCAUUCAGCCACCUCAUUCUCUGUCGUCCCCUUCUUCUUUUGCCCUCAAUCUUUCCCAGCAUUAGGCUCUUCUCCAGUGAGUCCUUCCUUCUCAUUAAGUAGCCAAAGUAUUUUGAGUUUCAUCUUCAGGAUCUGGCCUUCUAAAGAGCAGUCAGGGUUGAUCUCCUCUAGGACUGAAUGUAUCAUCUCUGAUAUGGGAUAAUAUGUAUCCCAUAUCAAAAAGUAUUCAGUUUCUUCUUUAUCUUUUUUUUUUUUAUUGUAAAAGUUUUACAAUUACAUUUUCACCCCAUUUUCACCCCCCUAAC
Messenger RNA from Pantherophis guttatus, 4078 nucleotides. The record is from RefSeq and is a predicted model, not a curated record. NCBI's taxonomy places the organism in Eukaryota, Metazoa, Chordata, Lepidosauria, Squamata, Colubridae.